UUUCACUGUACCUACCUCCCUUACCUUACCUACCUUACCUACCGUACCUUACUCCGUACAAUAUUUCAAUCUCUACAUCACAACUUUACGACAUCAUGCGACCACUCACAGAAACCGAGACGCAGACUCUGUUUGCGAAGCUGGCGAACUAUACCGGCAACUCGUUGAAGAAUCUCAUUGCGCCUCUCGAUAACAGUCCUAACGCAGACCGAUACGUUUUUCGACUUCAUCAAUCACGCUGCUACUAUGUUCGACUUUCCCUUGCGAAUCUCGCGACCUCAAUCUCAAGAGAUAAACUGCUGUCCUUGGGAACUUGCUUAGGCAAAUUCACGAAGACGGGAAAGUUUCGUCUCCACAUCACCGCCCUCCCAAUUCUUGCCGAACAUGCCCGCUACAAAGUGUGGGUUAAAGCGAACGGCGAAAUGCCGUUCUUGUACGGCGGUCACAUUGUGAAAGCGCAUGUGGGGAGAUGGUCAGAGGAUUGUCCAGAGCAUCAGGGAGUUGUGGUUUACAGUAUGAAUGACACACCUUUGGGAUUCGGUGUUACGGCAAGAAGCACACAGGAAGCAAGAAGGCUGGAUCCUACAGGAAUUACGUGCUUUAGGCAAGCUGACUGUGGAGAAUAUCUGAGAGACGAGGAUAGCCUGUUUGCUACGAGCUAAGGAGUCUUAAAAGGUGGCGCUGGAAAGAAUAUCUGCCAUUCCUGGUGUUAGGGGUUAAGGGCGUUCAUCUUGGCUAUCUGGAAUUUCUCUACGCUGUACUGUGUAGGUCUUCGAAUGCUGCACCAUCGUCUUUGAAGAACGUGUGUGUAUUCUGGGUUGAAACGGGUCUACAUGAUGUUCUUAGCAUAGCAUAUCUCUUUGGCCUCUUGAGCCCUGAUUUUCGCAGUAUACCACGCAGAAGUUUAUCUAGCUUACUUUAUCAAAAGUCCUGUGCAACC
Messenger RNA from Amorphotheca resinae ATCC 22711, 940 nucleotides. RefSeq lists its product as hypothetical. Gene Ontology annotation, cellular component: nucleolus; nucleus; preribosome, large subunit precursor. The transcript is spliced from 2 exons. Gene Ontology annotation, molecular function: RNA binding. Lineage: Eukaryota; Fungi; Ascomycota; Leotiomycetes; Helotiales; Amorphothecaceae. Gene Ontology annotation, biological process: ribosome assembly; ribosomal large subunit biogenesis. Bases 96 to 662 code for a protein of 188 amino acids. The record is from RefSeq and is a predicted model, not a curated record.